CGGCGCUCUAUCAUAAACACAAAUCACACACAAACUACAUACACUUUGCUGUUAUAAUUAGUAAUUACAACUGGAAUCACCUGUAAGUGAUUAAUGUAGAUAAGAAGCCAUGGCAGGUAGACAGUCAGUGAAUUUCAAUAAGCCAGCAGAACCGAAUUUUCUCAAGAAAUUCAAGAAAGAAAUAGGUUACAAAGAAGGACCCUCGGUCGACACGAAGAGACAAGAAUUGGGAGGAGUAGAUGACACUGACGAUAGACCAGAAGAAGGGGAUGAACAACCGGUGAUUGUGGUUCCUGAGAAUAGUAAGAUAAGUGAACAGGAAAUAGAAGACUUUAUGAAAGAAAAGGAAAGAGGUGAUGCAAAAAUAGUUUUUAAGAAGCCAACCAAACGUCCGAGCGAUGAAUCAGAAGUAAACACAAGCAGUACAAAGAAAAAGAAAGAAAAGAAGGAUAAAGAAAAAAGCAAAAUGAAGAAAAUCAAAAACAAUUCUCUGCUCUCCUUUGGUGAUGAGGAAGAAGAGGAAAGUUGAUAUAAUGCACUAUUUAAUGAAGUCUCAGUGAGUAAAUAAAAAAGAAAGAAAGAAAAAGAAAAAA
This is a messenger RNA of Anneissia japonica, 593 nucleotides long. RefSeq lists its product as uncharacterized. The record is from RefSeq and is a predicted model, not a curated record. The coding region runs from base 110 to 529 and encodes 139 amino acids. The transcript has 3 exons. Lineage: Eukaryota; Metazoa; Echinodermata; Crinoidea; Comatulida; Comatulidae.